GAAUUUUCUCCUUCGAGCUUGCCUUGUCUGUUGAAUUCUUACAAAUUUUCCUACUCUUUCCUUCACUUUCUUGGGAAAAAAAUGUCUUCGGGGUGCAGUUGUGGUUCUGGCUGCAAAUGCGGCGAUAACUGCUCAUGCAGCAGGAAUCUUAAUCUAGGAUACUCAGAGAAAACGACCAGUGCUGAGACCAUCAUCUCGGGAGUUGCGCCGGUGAAGAUGAACUUCGAGGGAUCGGAAAUGAGCACUGAAUCAGGACACGGAUGCAAGUGCGGGUCGAACUGCACCUGUGAUCCAUGCAAAUGUUAGCUGCUGAAGCCAUAGAUCAAAGCAGCACAUAAUAAUUAAGGAUUGGUGGAGGGUCAUCUCAUCAAUUAUGUCUAUCUUUUUUUCUUAUAGAAGCUUGUCGUGUAAUAAUACAACCAUGGUUUCUUGCAAUUCCUUUCUCCAAGGAUUUUGCAGUUGAUUCAUGGCUUU
Hibiscus syriacus is the source of this 474-nucleotide messenger RNA. RefSeq names its product metallothionein-like protein 1. Bases 82 to 306 code for a protein of 74 amino acids. NCBI's taxonomy places the organism in Eukaryota, Viridiplantae, Streptophyta, Magnoliopsida, Malvales, Malvaceae. The record is from RefSeq and is a predicted model, not a curated record. Gene Ontology annotation, molecular function: metal ion binding. The transcript has 4 exons.